Molecule: messenger RNA, 2869 nt
Organism: Caenorhabditis auriculariae
Lineage: Eukaryota; Metazoa; Nematoda; Chromadorea; Rhabditida; Rhabditidae
Source: the annotation of a GenBank genome assembly
AUGGGUACCGAGAGUCCGAAAUCCCAUCGCAGUAGUAUUCCCAUCGCUGUUAUUCAGUACGGAAACUAUUCAUUUUUUUUUUUCAUGAAGGAGAAAAGAGAUUUGUGAUUUUUUCAGAGGCAACUCGGAAAGAGGCAGCGAGUCACCUCGAUCUCUGCGGGAUUACCACCGCGGAGGUAUUGUUGCAAAGUUCAACCAAAAAACUCUUUCUGAAAGUCGAUUAUUUUUAGGAACUGGAACGCUUACUGGCGGCGGCGUCGAUAAAAUUUUCGUCUCGACCAAACCGGUAAGAACUUUUUCUUCUCACUCUAUUGAUCACUCUUUGGACGUUUUUCUCUUAACACAAAACAGUGAACCUUCGUUCUCACGGAAAUAGUCCUUCAAAUUUUAGAUUUUUCGGAAAAAAAUAGUAAUUAUCCCCUUUUUCAAGACUAUUGAUUCAAGAAAAAGCGUUCAUCGUUGGUUCAGCAACUUAUUGGUGUAGGAGUUAGCGCCUGUUUGCUCUCUCUUUGCUCCCACUUGUUCGAAAAGAUGAAGCAAAAAAAAAAAGAGACUCCAGGUCUACUCUCGUUCCUUCACUCUAUCGUGCCACCGUUCGCUGGGCUGUUUUAAUUAUCAUACUUUUGUUUAUACAGAUAUUUAUUUCUCCAAGAUAUUUUAACACUGAACUUCAGAAAAGGUUGCAAUAAAAAAAUAAAAACCAUAUAAAUUCAAUCGAUGAAGAUUUUUUUGUUGCUAUCAUGGUUCCAAGAUAAACUUUUUUUAAUUCUAAAAAAAUUUUUUUGAUACUUCAUUCCAAACGCGUUUGUUCAACCUUCGUUACAAAAAGUCAAUAAUUCUGCAUGAUAAGCCAGUUCAAUUCACUAACAUGAUUACGUCGAGAACUCGAUAUUUUGCCGUUUCUACGUCCAAACCGCUAGGUUCUCAAGUUUCGUCCCUUCACUUUUCGUUUGAAACCUUACAUCCGGCCUUUUUUCUCAUCUUUGAUAUUCACUGUACAGGGACCUUUGAUCGACGUCAGGUCGGAUAAUCAUGGGCCACACGGUGAGUUCCAGAGAUCAUAAUGAUUUCCGUAGCGACUAUGAACAUCAGAAAACUGAAUACACGUUGGCCUCCUUUCAGAGUAUGAAGAACUUCAAGCGGAAGCUAGACGCUCGUCUUGGCAUCGUUCUGCUUCUUUGUCUGGUCACCAUCGCUGUCAUACUCGGUUUUCCUCUUCCUCUGAAGGUUUUAUUUUGGAGCACAACUUUUCAGGCAUUUACGGGGUGAUGCACGAGUCCGUCCACGACGAACUGACAACCUACGUCAAUCGAACCCAUCAAAUUGCCAAGGUUUCCUUUGAAUUACCAUUGUUCACCUAAAUAUUGGUUUUCUUCUAGCAGAAGUCAUUGAUAUUUGACUAGAAAAGAAGGCUUCAAGAUUUUCCGUUCAACUUUUUUUGCAUGAGAAUUAGUGUGGAAUGUAUUCGUUUUCAUAUUCUUACGAACGCUUCUCAUUUUAUUCAAAAAAACAUGUUUUCCUAGUUAUCCUUCUGACUUUCAUUGUGUGCUACAGGAGUUGAAAAAUGCAAUGGAUGAGAACUACCCAAAAGAAAACCAAACAAACAUCGACAAGCUGGGAAGACGUUGGAUGACAGUGGAAGAACUGGAAGACGACGCCGAGCUCAUUGAAUCGGUAGGAGAGUUGAGGCUUCCGACGGAACUCGGCCUUUCAGACUCACUCGACGCUUUGGUGUCUGUUCUGGUGGAAUAUCCUGCUUUCCGUUUUGCUGUCACCGGUCGUCAUCGUCGUCCACUGCGGCUGGGUCGAGGGCAACGGUGCCAAAAUCGCUUACCGCGUCAGUUUUGUCUUUGGAUUUUCCUUGACUUCAGCUCCUCUCAGGUGGUCAUCGUCAUCGGUCUUCUUUUCUGCGUUGCCCAAUUCCUCUACCUCAUUCAUCCAAUUUUCUGGGGGGCCGCUAAAUUUCCAUCUGUUUGUUUCUUUUUUCGAAUUGUUUAAUUUAACUUUUUUCACCUUAAAGAAGCAAUAAUUCAAAAAAAAAAAAAUUAUAUUUUUAUUGACUAAAAAGUAUACACAUGCAGAUGCUGGACCGACUUUUCAUGGAGGCUUACCCAAAAGACGAAUAUCAACUGGCAGACAUCCAAUCGAGAUUCGCCUGCGAAUUCCAUCCUCAUGAGACAUUGGUGAAGCUCGAUCUUCAGGUGAUUUUUCCAUCUCGUUGUUUCUUUUGACCUAAACUUCUUACCGAAAUAAUCAUUCCUUUUUUGAUCGACUCAGAAAAGCUUAAUCUCUGCAGCAGCCGUGCCUUCCGAAGAUGAAGAACUCGUUGCUGCCGACGUACUCGGCCGUUCUGCUCAUAUUCAUCGACCUUUUCCCUUUCCUGUAUGCCAUCUUCACCUACGUCUGGUCCGCCUACCUGAAAAACAGCAAAGUGUUCAAGACCGCCCGAAGCCGCGUCGAGCUCAACAAUGCCCGGAGGUUGUUGCCCAAACCCAAGUCAUCAACAAGAUCAAUCUUUUCCAGAGUCCCUUUCCCUACCCACAACGUUUAUUCGCCGCCUGAACGCGAUGCAAAGUUGGUCGACUUGUAAAAUAUCCCGAAAAGUCAUCUGAGUGCUCAAAAAUCAUUUUUUUUUUUUUGCCAUUUUUUGCUCAAUUUAGCAAAAUAACUAGAUUUCAUUUUAAAUAAAUCAUUUUCAAUGGGUUCAAUUUGCAAUGAAUGUAGCGAUAAUAGUCACUUCACCAGUUAAACUCUUUCUUUUAACUUUUCUCACUUCCCAGUCUGAAAUCCCACUAAUAAACUGUAAUGAACUCGAACUAACUGCCUGCGAGAUUUCAGGCCGGCAAUCAUCGACGUCGCUGCGAUGUGA